This is a messenger RNA of Lipotes vexillifer (Yangtze River dolphin), 2429 nucleotides long. It is a transcript of the gene ABCB9, whose product is annotated as ATP binding cassette subfamily B member 9. Gene Ontology annotation, molecular function: ATP hydrolysis activity; ATP binding; ABC-type oligopeptide transporter activity. The record is from RefSeq and is a predicted model, not a curated record. NCBI's taxonomy places the organism in Eukaryota, Metazoa, Chordata, Mammalia, Artiodactyla, Lipotidae. Gene Ontology annotation, cellular component: lysosomal membrane. The coding region runs from base 89 to 2389 and encodes 766 amino acids. The transcript is spliced from 11 exons. Gene Ontology annotation, biological process: transmembrane transport; peptide transport.
ACAGGUCUGGCCUCGCCCCACAGACAAUGGCCUUGCCCCCAUGAGCUAGAGCCUGCCCCUCGGUGCCUGCCCACCACCCACCAGCAGGAUGCAGCUGUGGAAGGCAGUGGUGGUGACCCUGGCCUUCAUGAGCUUGGACGUCGGCAUGACCACGGCCAUCUACGUCCUCAGCCACCUGGACCGCAGCCUCCUGGAGGACAUCCGGCACUUCAACAUCUUUGACUCGGUGCUGGACCUCUGGGCGGCCUGCCUGUACCGCAGCUGCCUGCUGCUGGGGGCCACCAUCGGCGUGGCCAAGAACAGCGCCCUGGGGCCCCGGCGGCUGCGGGCCUCAUGGACGGUCAUCGCCCUGGUGUGCCUCUUUGCGGGCAUCUACACCAUGGUGAAGCUGCUGCUCUUCUCCGAGGUACGCAAGCCGGUCCGGGACCCGUGGUUCUGGGCCCUCUUUGUGUGGACCUACAUCUCACUCGCUGCGUCCUUCCUGCUCUGGUGGCUGCUGUCCACAGUGCAGCCGGACGCCAAGGCCCUCGAGCGGGGGGCAGGGGCCGAGGCCGAGGGCCUCCCUGGGGAGGACCGGCCCGCGCCCGAGCAGGCCUCCAGGGCCACGCUGCAGAAGCUGCUGUCCUACACCAAGCCCGACAUCGCCUUCCUCGUGGCCGCCUCCUCCUUCCUCAUCAUGGCAGCGCUGGGAGAGACCUUCCUCCCCUACUACACGGGCCGGGCCAUCGAUGGCAUCGUCAUCCAGAAGAGCAUGGAGCAGUUCAGCACGGCCGUCACCGUCAUGUGUGCGCUGGCCAUCGGCAGCUCAUUUGCCGCAGGUAUUCGGGGCGGCAUUUUUACCCUCAUAUUUGCCAGACUGAACAUUCGCCUUCGGAACCGUCUCUUCCGCUCGCUGGUAUCUCAGGAGACGAGCUUCUUUGACGAGAAUCGCACAGGGGACCUCAUCUCCCGCCUCACCUCGGACACCACCAUGGUCAGCGACCUGGUCUCCCAGAAUAUCAACAUCUUCCUGCGGAACACGGUCAAGGUCACGGGCGUGGUGGUCCUCAUGUUCAGCCUCUCCUGGCAGCUCUCCUUGGUCACCUUCAUGGGCUUCCCCAUCAUCAUGAUGGUGUCUGACAUCUACGGCAAGUACUACAAGAGGCUCUCCAAAGAGGUCCAGAAUGCCCUGGCCAGAGCCAGCAGCACGGCUGAGGAGACCAUCAGCGCCAUGAAGACAGUCCGGAGCUUUGCCAACGAGGAGGAAGAGGCGGAGGUGUACUCGCGGAAGCUGCAGCAGGUCUACAAGCUGAACAGGAAGGAGGCUGCGGCCUACAUGUACUACGUCUGGGGCAGUGGGCUCACUCUGCUGGUGGUCCAGGUCAGUAUCCUCUACUAUGGGGGCCACCUCGUCAUCUCAGGGCAGAUGACCAGCGGCAAUCUCAUCUCCUUCAUUAUCUACGAGUUUGUCCUGGGAGAUUGUAUGGAGUCCGUGGGCUCCGUCUACAGCGGCCUGAUGCAAGGAGUGGGCGCCGCGGAGAAGGUGUUCGAGUUCAUUGACCGGCAGCCAACCAUGGUGCAUGAUGGGAACUUGGCCCCUGACCACCUGGAGGGCCGGGUGGACUUUGAGAACGUGACCUUCACCUACCGCACUCGGCCCCACACCCAAGUCUUGCAGAAUGUCUCCUUCAGCCUGUCCCCAGGAAAGGUGACAGCGCUCGUGGGGCCGUCGGGCAGUGGCAAGAGCUCCUGCGUCAACAUCCUGGAGAACUUCUACCCCCUGGAAGGGGGUCGCGUGCUGCUGGAUGGAAAGCCCAUCAGCGCCUAUGACCACAAGUACUUGCACCGAGUGAUCUCCCUGGUGAGCCAGGAGCCAGUGCUGUUCGCGCGCUCCAUCACAGACAACAUCUCCUACGGCCUGCCCGCCGUGCCCUUCGAGGUGGUAGUGGAGGCCGCACAAAAGGCAAAUGCCCAUGGCUUCAUCAUGGAACUCCAGGAUGGCUACAAUACAGAGACGGGGGAGAAGGGUGCCCAGCUGUCGGGCGGCCAGAAGCAGCGGGUGGCCAUGGCCCGGGCUCUGGUGCGGAACCCACCCGUGCUCAUCCUGGACGAAGCUACCAGCGCCCUGGAUGCAGAAAGCGAGUUCCUGAUCCAGCAGGCCAUCCACGGCAACCUGCAGAAGCACACGGUGCUCAUCAUCGCGCACCGGCUGAGCACGGUGGAGCGGGCGCACCUCAUCGUGGUGCUGGACAAGGGCCGCGUGGUGCAGCAGGGCACACACCAGCAGCUGCUGGCCCAGGGUGGCCUCUACGCCAGGCUGGUGCAGCGGCAGAUGCUGGGGCUCGAGCCCGCCUCGGACUGCACAGCCGGCCACAGGGAGCUGCCGGGCAACGGCGGUCACAAGGCCUGACCGUGGGCCCUGCCUCUCCUGGUGGGGCAGAGGCUCCAGU